AAAAUGGUGGUGACUUGAGAGAAUCUUAAAAUCUAGAACUUGUGGAUGAGAAUUCCAGUUUUAUCUAUUUCUCUCUUCUUCUCGGUCUCACAUACAAUUAAGGGCACACUCUGAAAGAAGGCAAGAAUCAGUUAGUUUCUUUGUUUUAGACAACAAGAAUCUGUAAACUAACGCAAAAACAUUGAAACAAUGAUCUUAACAAUGAAACUUGUUCACCCUCUCCAUCACUCUCGGUCUUCCUCCAUUCCCUUUUCAUCAAGAAAAAGGCAAUCCAAACUGUACCUGUGCUCGUUACCUUCUCCCGGCUGCGAAAAGGUCAUCGGACCAAAGACUGUCCUUUCUCCAGCGCCUGUGAGCUUCGAAGGGAGAAGGGUUUUACUUGGAUGUCUCGUCGCUACCGGUUAGAUUAUUCUCUAAUCAGUUCUUUGCAUCUCCACUUAAGCUAGCUUUCAAUCAGUGUAUCAAAAUUCUUAAAAGAGUUGUUGUAAGCAUAGAUAUCUAUAUGCAUGAAUUGUGUUCUUGACUCAAAAUUCAAUCUUUUACAUACAAUUCUCUGGAGCUACGAGCAUCCAAGUUACCGGAAAGCGAAUUAACGACUCUCCCUAGUGGUCUCAAGUCCGUACUUUUCCCCUUCACUACAUAACCCCAAGAGCAUGCAUGAUGCAUUAUUUAGGUACUAUGAUAUAAAAAGUUGGCAAUGGAGUAGAGGCUGUGAAUACAUUUUCUGGUUAACUUUGAAAAUGAAAAUGCUAACAGUUUUCACAAGCCGACAAGGACUUGGCGUUGGAGGUGGAACGCCUUACGGGUUUGACGUUGGACAAUCAGAGAGAGGCAAUGUUCUGAAAGGACUAGAUCUUGAAACUGAAAGGCUUCACAAACCGAAAGGCUGUCAGAGAUUGGUGAUUAUUCCUCCCGAGCUGGCUUACGGGAAGAAAGGAGUGCAAGAGAUUCCUCUAAAUGCAACGAUAGAGCUUGACAUUGAGUUGCUAUCAAUCAAGCAGAGUCCUUUCGGGACGCCAGUGAAGAUCGUUGAAGGCUAAAAGGACUAAUGAAGCCAAAGUUGUACCAUGAUUUUCUGUGUACACUCCCCACCAAAUGUCCACACAUCAGUAAAACUAUAAAAUUGAUCAAAGCUAUGGAAGAUUCAGCUGUAUGAAAAGAAUCUGUUACUGGAAGAUCCAGCGAUUUGUAGCCGGAGAUCACCUAAACGACGGAAACAAAAAAGCAUCGGAGAAGAUAAAUAGUCAAUAAGCAAAAUCGACGAUUUGGGUUUCAUUGGGGUUUAAAUGUUAGAAAUUUAUCUAUAACGAUGCUGAUGAACCAAGGGAAGCACCGAUUCAGUCUCUGGAGAUCUCGUAAACGCCGGUAAUUCAAACAACCACCGGAAAAAUAAGAACCUUGUUCGACAAAAACUUCAAGCCAAUGACCCAGGGAUCCUCGAAAUCAACACGAUUUCGGCAUGCAACUACAAUAACCAACGGAGGCGGCUGAGGAUUAGAGAUGAUUCUAGGGUUUUUAAUGGAACCGUCGGAGAAGAGAGUCUCAAACUUUUCUCGAUUUGAUUUCCUUUUUUCGACUUAACCUUAAUUCCCACAUUUUAUUCUUUAUUUACAUAUUUGUUUAUUUUGUUAAUUUUUUUUUUCUUUUUUAAAUGGCAAAUGGCAUGAUUGUUAUUAAUAUUAA
Arabidopsis lyrata subsp. lyrata is the source of this 1683-nucleotide messenger RNA. RefSeq names its product peptidyl-prolyl cis-trans isomerase FKBP16-4, chloroplastic. Gene Ontology annotation, molecular function: peptidyl-prolyl cis-trans isomerase activity. The coding region runs from base 654 to 1040 and encodes 128 amino acids. The transcript is spliced from 7 exons. The record is from RefSeq and is a predicted model, not a curated record. NCBI's taxonomy places the organism in Eukaryota, Viridiplantae, Streptophyta, Magnoliopsida, Brassicales, Brassicaceae.